This is a messenger RNA of Cyprinodon tularosa, 522 nucleotides long. RefSeq names its product ribosomal protein, large, P1 (gene rplp1). The record is from RefSeq and is a predicted model, not a curated record. Gene Ontology annotation, cellular component: ribosome; cytosolic large ribosomal subunit. Gene Ontology annotation, molecular function: protein kinase activator activity; structural constituent of ribosome; ribonucleoprotein complex binding. The transcript has 4 exons. NCBI's taxonomy places the organism in Eukaryota, Metazoa, Chordata, Actinopteri, Cyprinodontiformes, Cyprinodontidae. The coding region runs from base 151 to 483 and encodes 110 amino acids. Gene Ontology annotation, biological process: cytoplasmic translation; translational elongation.
UCCCGCCCUCUGCUUUUCCCUUUCCGCUGUUGGAACGUUAACGUGCCUAAGGUGCUUGGUUCUUCAUCCGAAGCUAAGGCCUCUAAUCCGGCGACUAGUACCCUCAAAUUUAGGCAUCCAAAUCUAUUGAUUGAAAAUCCAACAUCAACAAUGGCAUCUGUGUCCGAGCUCGCCUGUAUUUACUCCGCUCUCAUCCUCCACGACGAUGAAGUGACCGUCACCGAGGACAAGUUGAACGCUCUGAUCAAGGCUGCUGGAGUCACCGUGGAGCCUUUCUGGCCAAGUCUGUUUGCCAAGGCUUUGUCCAGCGUUGAUAUCGGUAGCCUGAUCUGCAACGUUGGAGCUGGAGGAGGCGCUCCUGCUGGGGCUCCUGCCGCUGCAGCAGCUGCUGAUGCCCCAGCUAAAGAGGAGGAGAAAAAGGAAGAGAAGAAGGAAGAGUCCGAGGAGUCAGACGACGACAUGGGAUUUGGUCUCUUUGAUUAAAAUGUUUUUCUAAAAACACAAUAAAAAUGUGAAAAAGAA